GUAUGUGUGUGUGUGUGUGUAUGUGUGUGUGUAUGUGUUUGUGUGUGUGUGUGCGUGAGUGAGAUAGAGAAAGAGAGAGAGAGAGAGAAUUGUCGAUCGGCACUGGUUCUUCCAGGUGGUGUACAGAAGACCCGGCAAGGCGAUUCUUCCGACAGAAAUCUUCCUAUACCCCCACUUCUUCUUUUCCGGAUGCACCCAUGAGAGAUCCAGUUUUAGCGGCGACCAGUAUGGCUUAUCAUCCGUUUCACGCUCACCGAGCCGCGGAUUUCCCAAUGAACGCGUUCCUGGCUGCUCAGCCGUCUUUCUUCCCCGCUCUGGCGCUGCCACCGAGCGGAGCGGCUGCUCUCUCGCUACCCGGAGCUUUGGGCAAACCCUUGACGGACUCGAGUAUGGCAGAGGCCGGGAUCCACGUUUCGGCUCUCGGGCAUCAGUCGACACACCUGCGGCCCCUCAAGAGCCUGGAGCCGGAGGACGAGGUCGAGGACGAUCCUAAAGUGAACCUGGAAGCGAAAGAUUUGUGGGACCAGUUUCACAAAGUGGGCACCGAAAUGGUGAUUACGAAGUCUGGGAGGAGGAUGUUCCCCCCGUUUAAAGUGCGGGUCAACGGUUUGGAUAAAAAGGCGAAAUAUAUUUUGCUGAUGGACAUUGUGGCCGCCGAUGACUGCCGCUACAAAUUUCACAACUCGCGUUGGAUGGUAGCCGGGAAGGCCGACCCCGAGAUGCCAAAGCGGAUGUAUAUUCAUCCUGAUAGUCCAGCCACAGGCGAACAAUGGAUGGCCAAAGCGGUCACGUUUCACAAACUGAAACUCACCAACAACAUAUCUGACAAGCAUGGAUUCGUAAGUGUUGCUACAAUCCUGAACUCCAUGCACAAAUACCAGCCCAGAUUCCACGUGGUCCGCGCGAACGAUAUUCUUAAACUGCCCUACAGCACUUUCCGAACUUACGUGUUCCCAGAGACGGAGUUCAUUGCGGUCACAGCCUAUCAGAAUGAUAAGAUAACGCAGCUUAAGAUUGACAACAACCCUUUUGCGAAAGGAUUCAGAGACACUGGGAACGGGAGAAGAGAAAAAAGAAAACAACUCUCGCUCCCCUCUUUGCGCGUGUACGAGGAUCAGUGUAAAGGCGAUCGAGAUGGCGGAGAUUCUGAUGCCUCCUCCAGCGACCAGCCCCCAGCCAGGGAGACCCUCCGUUCGCCCUUGCCUCUAGACCCCAUUUCUCUCCAUUUCGGUCAAACUCCUAAAGAUGACAAGUCAGGAGCCGACAGUGAGCCGGAGCUGGAGAGGCACCGGGAGCUUCCGGGAGCAGUCACCUGCAGUCCGCGGGUGGGGGUCUCCAGGGCGGGCUCCCCGCCGGCGGGGGAGGCUGUUGCAGACUCCUCUCACCGGCAGAAACAGGGAUUGGCGGCUGAGAAGAGGGAGCCGCUGGAAUCGCGCAGGGACAGUGACACGUGCUUCAGUCACAGGGAGAAAGGAGACGGGCGAAGAAAGGAUGACUCCAAGAAAGACGGCGAAUGUUUGAGUAAAGAGAGCUAUUCGCCGUUGGUAAUCCAAACGGACGGACCUUCGCAUCUUAACGCCGGACAUAUGCAAAGCUUGGCUUUCUCGGGGUUGCACAGCCAGCAGUUUUUUAACCCUUUAAACGUUGGACAGCCUCUCUUUAUCCAUCCCGGGCAGUUUGCAGUCGCCCCGGGAGCUUUCUCGGCCAUGGCCACCGGCAUGGGACAUUUAUUAGCUUCGGUGUCGGGAGCUGGGAGCUUGGAGAACGCGAGUAUAUCCUCAGCCCAGGCCUCGGCUGGAACCGCCCCGCACUUCCCUUUCCACCUCUCUCAACACGUUUUGGCUUCUCAGGGGAUCCCAAUGACCACAUUCGGAGGCCUUUUCCCUUACCCUUACACGUACAUGGCCGCUGCUGCCGCAGCCGCCGCCUUGCCCAACAGUUCCGGAGCGCCGUCCUCUCUCCACCGGCAUCCGUUCCUUAGUGGCGGACGACCCCGGCUUCGAUUCAACCCUUACCCCAUCCCUGUGUCUAUCCCGGCCAGCACCAACCUGCUCACCACCGCCAUGCCCUCGGCUCUGGGCGGCUCCGACACGAAGCUGUGCAGCCGAGAGUCCAGCCCCGUUUCUUCCAGCCUGGCCUCGGAACUCAACCACAAGAGCAACGGCGGCAGUUUAAGGACUGUGGGCAGCGCCCCCUCCCCGAAACCGUCCUCUAAGGACGCUAUCAACGAACUCCAGAACAUCCAGAGGUUAGUCAGCGGUCUGGACAGCAACCGGGAGACACCUCCGGCUCGGGAUUCUCCCAAAUGAGUCCUUCGACACAUCCCAGGGUAUCGGCGCUGAUAGCACACGCAAAAGAAAAAUUACAACCCCUGUGCAAAUAUCCGACCGAGUAGGGCGUGCGGUCUUGGUGCGGUCCAGGGAUUAGAAGCACCCAGUGUCCGGACUGAAAGAGCUGCCCCCACAGAGUGACGGCGGCGCGCUGUUGACUGUGUAAACUGGGAUAAAGGAACGACCACUUCGCUAAAAGUAGCGCAUACCAGAAAUGUAUCCUCACACGAGAAAAAUAAAGGAUCGUUGCUAUUUAUGUAAUUAAUUAGUAAUUUUUUUGUAAAUAUACUAUGGAUGGCAGAAUAUGCAAAAUCGGUAUUAAUUUAUUCACCAUUUGUAAAUUCGCGUGUACAUAUAUAUUAGAGUAUAAUUCUGUGCAUUUUAAUGGUUUUUUUUGUUUCGUUUUACACACAAACAUCACAAUAUAUUGUAAAUGAAAAUAUAUAGCGCGUUGGGAAGUGUGUGCCAGAGAAUGGAUGAGUUUCUAAUUGUGUGUUAUCAUAGAGGGUUAUUCCGUCUGCUUUAGUGGAAACGGUUUUAAAACGUGCCAUCCAUUACUUCAUUGCUAUUCCAGUGUUACCUGUUAAACAUUAACGGCGUUAUGUACUGUACAAUAUGACAGAUUUAAAGGAAUUUAAGAUAAUUCUGUACUCCUGUGCUAGCGGGGUAUAUACCAAGUGCCGCUUGGCCGGCCACCUCAGGUUUGGUUCAACUCCAGGUGCGGAGACUCAGUGGACUGGCUCUCCCAUCGGGCUCAUGCGAAGCGGCUUAAAUAAAAAAAAAUUGUAUCUCAAA
Hypanus sabinus (Atlantic stingray) is the source of this 3125-nucleotide messenger RNA. It is a transcript of the gene tbx2b, whose product is annotated as T-box transcription factor 2b. The transcript has 7 exons. Gene Ontology annotation, cellular component: nucleus. NCBI's taxonomy places the organism in Eukaryota, Metazoa, Chordata, Chondrichthyes, Myliobatiformes, Dasyatidae. Gene Ontology annotation, molecular function: DNA-binding transcription factor activity, RNA polymerase II-specific; RNA polymerase II cis-regulatory region sequence-specific DNA binding. The record is from RefSeq and is a predicted model, not a curated record. Bases 198 to 2309 code for a protein of 703 amino acids. Gene Ontology annotation, biological process: regulation of transcription by RNA polymerase II; cell fate specification; positive regulation of DNA-templated transcription.